Messenger RNA from Pecten maximus, 5345 nucleotides. RefSeq lists its product as uncharacterized. The transcript is spliced from 11 exons. Lineage: Eukaryota; Metazoa; Mollusca; Bivalvia; Pectinida; Pectinidae. The coding region runs from base 322 to 2706 and encodes 794 amino acids. The record is from RefSeq and is a predicted model, not a curated record.
AGCAGCAGCAGAAGGACUAUACAUACGGAAUAGCGGAGAACAUGGACAACCCCAGGAAUAUUACCAUUACUGUGGUUGGCCAUAAAGGUGUCGGCAAGUCGUGUUUAGUUAAACAAAUCAAACAAGAAGCAAUACCGAAAGAGGGACCGGGGUCGACGGAUAAUGCCGACUUUUACGUAAAUUAUUUAACAUACAACACGGACACCGGAUUUCGUAAAAAGCUGGACGAAAAUGGCGAAAUAGCGGCUAGUCGUCAGCGACUGAAACAGAUAGUUGACAAACAUCAGAAAGGUGACAAGACUUCUACUAAAGGGGCUGUUAAUGAAUCAGAGCAUGGUAGCCGAAGAUACAAAAAGACCAUCAACUCUGGCGGCCUCCGUAGCCCCUCUACAGCCAACUGCGUCGGCAGUAACAAAAAAGACGGGCAUGAAGGACAGACUAAAACAAUUCUUAUCGAAAUUUCCAUUCGGAAGGAGGCAAAAAAAGCACCCUAAAUUAGCUCCUGAACAAAUAAAGGUUAUUGGGGAGAUAAUGCACACCAGGCCAGAAGAAAGUAGUGAGGAAUUGAAUGGCUACGUCACAAUCUAUGAUUUUGGUGGAGAAAAGGUGUUCUAUAACACACAUCAUUGUUUCAUGUCCAGCAACAUGGUUUUCGUACUUGUGUUCGACGUUGCGAUGUGUCUGGAUCCGAGCAGAUCAGCGACAGGCUACGAAAUAACAGAGCAUUGGCUGAAAAACAUUGCCACCUAUGCUAUUGACGACGGGGCGCAUGACAGAAGAACGCCACCUAUAAUCUUGGUCGGCUCCCACCUUGACCAGGUGUCAUCAAAUAAAGAAAAACAGGAGGAAGAGUUUAUAAAAGUGCUGGAAAAGCUACAAGAGAACCCACAGUUGUGUGCGAUCAUGCAAAACCAUAUUCAGGACAUGGUCCCUAUUGCCGAUCUUAAUGACUCUACAAUUAACAAGGACGUUUACGAAGCAAUGUGGAAAACGAUUAUUGAUGUUGCGCCACUUCAGUCCCAGUGGCAAAAGGCUCAGCCCGCGAGAUGGGUGGCAUUGGAGCACGAACUCGUCCGGAUGAAGAACAGAGGAAAAAUCAUCCUGACAUAUGAAGAAUUGCUAAACGUCAACCGACAUUUACUAGUGCCAUUGGCUGAAAUCGAAGUCAUGGAUUUUCUAAGGGCCUUAAAAUUCGCGGGGUCAUUUCUCUGCUUUGAUCUCUAUAGCAAAAACCCUUUCGCAAUUCUUCAGCCCCAGUGGGUCAUCGAUGCCUUCAAGGCAAUAAUAACAGCACCAAAGUUCAAAGUCAACCUACCGCCGAAAAUGAAACUUGAGUGGACAAAAUAUGAAAAAACUGGUGUCCUGUCCGUGGAAUUCCUCACAAAGCUUUGGAAAGACAGGUUCUUUGAUGAUAUGGAUACACUCAACGUCGUGAUGGAAACCCUUAGUCUUCUAGCAAAGCCAGUCUCAGAUGAUCCUACUGUAGAGGUUGACUACUUUAUAGUGCCAAGUAUGCUGCAAACUGCGGAUCCUCAGAUGCUUCAACAAAUACUUGAUGAUCCUAAUACUGUCACCACUGUCUCUCUCUGUCUCAUGUUCAACCACCCGUUCAUCCCACAGGCAGUGUGGGACAAGAUGAUUGCCUCCUGUAUCCACAGGUUCCAGCGACUGAAGGAACCCGAGUAUGACGGCUCAAAGUUCAUCCAGCGCGGCUUUGCUUGUCUGGCGGUGGAUGCUUUGUGGAACACGGUCAUCAACUGCAGGGACAAUGCCAUGAAGAUUACAAUGUUCAAGAGAGAUAAGGAUAAACUAACAAAAGGAGCUGGAGUUAACUUACUGAAGAUACUUCAAUAUCUCAUACAGCGCAUUCUUGAACAGAAUCGUCAAAGUCAUCUAGAAUACAAAUUCUACCUCCACAAUGACUAUCAGUUCACCCCGAAUGACAAGAUGGUGAAGGUAGACGAACUCCAGAAUUUCCCACGCCUUCAGUGUCUCGGCUCACAUGGCUAUGAUUGGAUCGACAGAGAUGACAUAUAUACGUGGUUUCAAGAUCCAAAUCAACAGGCAAAUCGCACUGCAACGCUUGCUUUUGGUUUGAAAGCUACUCUACCGGACAGAAAACUGACAUAUAAAGAAGUUGGAAGAGUUUCCAAAUAUAUUGGCAGUGCAUACCAGAUGUUCUUCGUCGAGCUGGACUGUCCUAUUGCGACGAUAGAGCAGGAACGAGAAGAGAACCGCCAUCUCUCUUUUAGGUCUCAGAUUACAAAAGUAUUCCUUCAGCUGCUCAAAGCGAAUGCAAACAUAACGUUUGUGACUGUAGCCGAGGCAAUGUCGAAACACGGGAUGGAUUCUAAAGAGCUGUCGAAGAUAAUUGACUGUAACAGGGAAACUUUGUUUAAAGGCGAUGGAUUACCGGAUGGAAGGUUACAGAAAAUUCUGUCGCCAAAAGAUGUUCCAGUCGUUGUGAAAUGGUUGGAUAUUAAAGCUUAUUUCAACCUGUUCCUGGAGCUUGGAUUCCCGCCAAAAACUAUCGAUGAGUUUGACGACCAGUACAGAAACAAGUCAACUCGUGACAAGAUCAAAGCCUUGCUAAAAGCGUUCAUUAUUGAGACCAAACCUCGGCCAACACUGAACACAAUUUUGCUGGCGAUGCAGGAAUUCAACAUGGACACGCAGUCCCUAAUCACGGCAUUGGAUAUCACAUAGACAAGCAACGCCAUAAUGUGCCGCAGUGAGAUGAUGUCCUACCGUGUCUGUAAUGGCGGACGUGCGAGAUGAUUGACAGAGCCAAUAUCAAGUCACGGAUAAUUAUUACGGAACAAUGGGUAUAAACUGCGUGCAACGAACACAUAUUUCUGGCCAGAGUACUUGAUGAUUUUAUGAUUCCGCACAAAAGAACAGAAAGUAGAUCAAUUACUGUGUAUAAAAGUACCUUUUAAGGCACAUCUACUGGUAUAUGUCUAACACAAGGAUAAUUUGUACUGUCUAAUUUGUGUGAUGGAUGUAGAUUUACCUUUAUGCUUGGCUGUGUUGAAGAACGGUUUUGUUCACUGUUCGUUUUUUUACACCUGUACAGUUUUUCUAUAGCGACAAUGUGUAUACGGUUUGGAUAUGUUAUAUAUGUAUAUAGUUAUAUAUAUGUUGUGUAGAGAUUGUGUAUAUAAAGAUAAUGCACACUCAUACACUUGUGUUGUUAUAGAGAUAACUUUAUUCACGCGACUAUCUUUAUGUAUUCAUGUUGUGUUGUAUGAUCCUUUGUUUGCUGUAUAUAUCAUUUCGCUUUUUAGAAAUAAUGCGAAUACAUUGUGUUUAGAAAGCAAUUGUUUCUAUCACAUAAUGUGCUGUUUCCUCUAGAUGAGGAAAAAUAACGUAUUCUCUGCUAUAUCCAUGUGGAAACGUUAAAGUGCACGGCAAUUGCCAUGUGACGUACACUAAAACUUUUUUUUUCUGGACGGUUAUGUGUUAGCGAUAAUGACGUCAUUUACUUAAAAUGACAUCACUAGACUUCCGGUCGUCCUGACGUUCAAAAUGAUAGCGCAAUCUCUCCCAGAGUGCAAUGCGGUGUUACGAAAGGAACUGCAAUGCAAUCUGGGAGAAAUUGGUUGAUAGCAGUCCCCUUACGUUGCACAAGAAUGGCGUAUAGAUUUGCUCCGGCAACUACGGAUGAACCUGAAAAACCGCUGGGGGAAGUAGCAGCAAGAGUUAAAAAAUGUAAUAUUCAAUAUUCGGUGCGUAUUCAUUCUUCAUAUUUGGAAUCCGUUGGAAAAACACUUAGUGAAAUAAAGGACCUCCAAUCAGACCUAUUUCGGAAGGGCUACGGACAUUGUACGCAAGUGCUAGGAACCAAAAAAGGUGAGCUCUGUAGUAAGAGAAUAAUGGUUUCAUUACAGUACGUAAUGACCUUUUUUCAAAAACCAUUUUGAAAAAUUCAACAACAUCGAUAUCGUCAAUAGUGACGUUUUUAAGCCAGCCAACCAAGUAUUCCAUGCAAUGUAGAAGAAACUAAACGAAAACUAUCUAGAUAAUGUCCAAGAUACACCAUGAGAACAAAGUUUUUGUAAAAUGUCCACUAAAAAUCACACCGGUGAUAUUACAACGACAGCCAAGGUGGACGGUUGUACGAAAAACCUGGAAAUCAAUCCAAGUGUCCUCUGAAGUCAUUUAUAAAAUAUUUGUCACAUCUGAACAACAUUCUUGAGAAUUUCUGGCAGUGACCGAAACCGGUAGCACACAGAGAUGUUUGGUAUGCAACGCCCCACUUGGAAUCAACAGUCUCGGAGAGAAAAUGAAGCCACUGUCCCGAGAGGCCGGUUUGUCAACUACAUACAAGAACCAUUAUUUAAGAGCUACGUUCAUCACACUUCUUGACCAAAGAGGAUUUGAUGCCAGACAUAUCAUGGCCAUAUCUGGUCAUAGGUCGAAGAACAGUAUUCGUUCCUAUGCCUGCACUGACGAGACACAAAUGCGAAAGAUGUCAUCCGUAAUCAACGUUGUACUUGCAGGUACGAUACUGAAAAUACGUUUUUAACAGAAAGUUGAGUUUAUUAUGGGUAAAUAUAGAAAUCUGAUCAUAAAUAAAGAAAGUUUAGCAGCUAGCUAGUAUUUGUAGUAAAUUAUUCCUUAUCGAUAUUCUAGGCGAGUGUCCAAAGUCAUCCACAACCUCAGAUUCCUGCACGGUUUAUUCAGACGUUGAAGUACAUGUUGCAGUGAAGAGACAUAAAGUAGAUCUUUAAACAACGCUCUUCAUGAAAGAAUCAUCCAAAUCAUAGACAAAGACCUGGACCAAGACCAUAUAUUAUGUGAUGAAUGAGAUUUUAACGGCAUGGAUCUGUUAGAGAUGACGAAAAGUCCAGAAGAUCGUCUCGUGACGGGGCUUUGCUGUCAAAAUACUGCAAGUCUAAAGCAAACCCAGGUGUUACAGCAGAAAACAGUAAAACUCUUGCAACCUCAACCGAUAUUUAACUUCAAUAACUGCGCCAAUGUCCAUGCCCAUUAUCAGUGAGUAAACAUUUGCUAAUUUGAUGUAAACAAGACUGUUAUAAUAAAGUUUUAUUUGGAAUACAAUGUAAAUGUGUGAUUAUGUAAUGAAACAAAUAUGCCAUGCCUUCUCGUGCUAGGGUUAAAAAUAGUUGACCGGAGGUGCCGGUAGUUGACCAAGCAAUUUAGCACAUGGUCGACUACCAGCACAUGUGGAUAUAUUGGUUUUGUAUAGAGACAAUAAGCUUAUAUGGAAAAAAUAUGUUUGCAAUAUGUUAAUAUUUAGAUAAUUUGUACAAUUUAUGUUUAUAUAGGUUGAAGUAAUGUGUAUUUCUUAUGUUUAAAAUGAAUUUAAAUGUAUGUAUUGU